AUGGACAAGGCGUCGGUCUACGGAACCGAAGAUUGCGGGUUCGAGUCCCGUCGCCGUUGGUCUAUUAUUAUUCUCAACAGAAUGCCCCCAGUGUUUUUUAAGGCGCCUCUCCCUAUCAAUUACAAGGCCCCGAAAGGGAGGAUCGUACCUCUCAAAAACCCAGAAAUAAGACUGGGAAAAACACUAGUCACACUUACCCCAAGAAGAAUCAAGGCAGAAGCUCUGGAAAAGGUGAGAAUGGCUCUGAAAAGAGUGCUAAAAAAGAAGACGGAGCGCAUAGUGGAUGCCCAUGCUACCUAUCCAGUCACGAAGAAGCCAGAAGGAGUGAAAAUGGGCCAGGGUAAGGGGAGAGUCCAUCACCACGUGGCAAGGGUUCCAGCAGGGUACCCAAUUAUCCGUCUUCCACAACUGAGUCCUUUCGUUCCAGGAGAGUUGCCGAUUUUUGUUGCCUUCCAACGAGCAUUGUCUAACUUGCCAGUUAAUUGUACCUUCAGAUCGCAGUUGAAUAGUUUUCCAGUAGAUUCAUGGGCACAAAGCCAUAAUGUUAAGACAAAUUUAGAGGUUAAAAUGCGGAAGGUUGGCAUUGAUAAAAUAUUAACUGAAAAGGAAUCCAAGGAGCGGCUUGAGCUGCUUUCGGAGGAGCUGGAGAAGAAGAACAAAGAGGAGUUGCUGAGAGUCCUUAACGACUUCAGACAUAGUUUCGAGGCGCUUCUAGCGAAGUACAGGAGGCUGAUCCACACGGAUCCAGAGUUUAGACUGGAGUUUUUGGAGAUGCUGAACACAUUAUCAAUCGAUCCACUGUUGCCACAGCAAAGGAAUGGCUCUCACAAGUUUCCAUCUAUCAACACUGCAAUAGACCUUCUGACCCCCAGUAGCAAUAGGCUAGGGGAACUGUGCACACUGAUGGUGGAAAUAUGCACAAGCACCAGGAACGAAAACGGAGGAAUAUACGAACUCAGCUACAUUGUGUCUCUAAUACCAGAGAGCUACAGGGUAACGGAAACUGAGGUGCUCAGGGCAGCCAACGAGCUGAAGCAUUUAGGUUUCCAGUUGACUGAAAUCAGCGGGAGGCACUAUCUAUUGUCGGAUGUUGAGCUGACAGAAUCGCAAGAAAAGUGUCUGAGUCUAUCCUCACAGCUGGGAAGAGGAAUCAACUCAAAGGACGUGUCGGACCACUGCGGGUUUACGCAGGAGCAGGCGCAGGUGGUCCUGUGGGAGUUAAGUAGGCUUGGACUAGUAUGGGUAGACUUUGAAAACAGUGAGGAGGGUAAGUUGAUAAACACAUAA
Molecule: messenger RNA, 1287 nt
Organism: Theileria orientalis strain Shintoku
Lineage: Eukaryota; Apicomplexa; Aconoidasida; Piroplasmida; Theileriidae
Product: 50S ribosomal protein L16
Exons: 5
Coding region: 1-1287 (428 amino acids)
Biological process (GO): protein transport to vacuole involved in ubiquitin-dependent protein catabolic process via the multivesicular body sorting pathway; translation
Cellular component (GO): ESCRT II complex; ribosome
Molecular function (GO): structural constituent of ribosome
Source: RefSeq, a predicted model, not a curated record